Messenger RNA from Saccostrea echinata, 1881 nucleotides. Its product is annotated as G-protein coupled receptor 161-like. The record is from RefSeq and is a predicted model, not a curated record. The coding region runs from base 28 to 1881 and encodes 617 amino acids. NCBI's taxonomy places the organism in Eukaryota, Metazoa, Mollusca, Bivalvia, Ostreida, Ostreidae. Gene Ontology annotation, molecular function: G protein-coupled receptor activity. Gene Ontology annotation, biological process: G protein-coupled receptor signaling pathway. Gene Ontology annotation, cellular component: membrane. The transcript has 2 exons.
GAAGUGAGUUGUGAUGCAGAAUCAAACAUGUCCGUGAUACUCAGGCGACUUUUGUCGUCCUCCACCCUCAUGUGCAAUGGAACAAAUUCGGACUGCAGCAGUGAACCAAAUGUGGGCCUAGCUCUAAUGGCACUUAUCGUCGGCGUCAUACUCGCGUUGUCAUUGGCUAUGAACAGUGUAGUUUGCCUCGUCUUCUAUAAAAAGACUUAUCUUCUCAGUGUUUCAAACAGUUUUGUGCUCAACCUUUCUUGUUGUCAGUUAUGUUUAUCCGUCCUUGUUGCCCCAUUUGUUUUGGCAUCUAUAUUCUCCACGAAGUGGGCUUUCGACGACACCUUUUGUAAGGUGCAAGGAUACUUCUUUACCAUUUGUAUCAUCGCCAUUCAGUUCUCUCUCAUGAUCAUCUCCAUAGACCGGAAUUACGCCAUUAUUAACUCCCUCAGAUACCCAUAUGUUUUCACACCAAAGCUAGGACACUUCUUGAUCGCGUCAGCCUGGAUUUUAAGUGUUAUCAUUGCACUACCACCCCUAGUGGGAUGGGGUUCCUACAUAUAUAUUCCUGACCAAUAUUUAUGUGGAAUUAACUGGAAAUCAGGAAAACAAUUCUUGUUGUUCUUGGUUGUGGUUUGCUUUUUAAUUCCACUCUUGGUACAGAGUUGGUGCUAUUUAAGCAUAUUUAAAGCCGCAAUUGGCCAGACUAAAAGACGCAGUCGUGUUUACCCUUCGAUGCCCUCCACAGUUCGUGAUCCGCCCAGUAACUCUUCAGACAGCAGUGAUCUUUCACAAAGUGUGCAAGUUCAAUACAGAAAUGUGGAAUGUAAGGCUGUUCGAACCAUUCUUUUGAUAGCUUUUGCUUAUGCUUUAUGUUGGGUUCCGUUUUUAACCAUCAUAAUCAGUCAUUUGAGAGACGAUGCGUUUACAUCUGAAGUCAAUUCAUUUGCCAUUUGUCUGGUAUUCUGUACUGGAAUAGUUAAUCCCAUCAUAUACGCUUUCAUGAACAGGGUUACACGUCAUGAGAUCAACAAAUUCUUCUGUGACACGAUCAAUAAGGGUAAUGGACGAACAACAACCGGAAACGACAGUGACGACUUCUACUCCACAACCAUGACCACCUAUUCAUCGUCAAAGCAAAACGUGGUCGUUUGGACAACUCAGAAAAUGCGCAGCAAACAUCCGGCUGCCUGUAACAUAGAGAUGAAUACAAUUCAGGAGGUUCGUGAAGUUUCCACAUCAAGCUCCCCGAACUCGGAACGAAAAGAAGUAGAGAAGAGGACAAUUCUACAAAAGACCGAAGAAUUGCCCAAAUUAUCACCCAAUUCUUUGUCGAUUCCUGGAGCAAGUCAAGUCAACAUGUUGAGUUCUAGUGAAUCAUCCACGUAUUCCGAGAGAAGCCCUGGUCAACAACACAAAAGCAGAUUUCUACUAUCAGUCAGUCGAGAUACAACUCCCCAAACAAGUCCAAAAGAAUCCCGACAGAGGAUUUCUAGAGCACAGUCCGAGUUUUUGUCGCGAGGAGAAACGUUCUUAACCAAAACACAGAAAGACUGUGGGUCAUUUCUCAGUUUUGAAGGUAAGCACAAAGAGGUCCAUGUACACCGAAAGCGUUCCAAUUCACAUUAUCAGGAUUCUUCAAAACAAUCAGCUUACACAACCUCUCCGACAUUCAAACGUGUCACUGAUUUGAGGAGAAUAAGUGAAGAAUAUCCUCCACGUGAAAUCUUCUUCUCUGAUCCAUCAUUGACAGAGGUGCCGGAAAAGUCAGUGCUGUAUGAAGGAAGAGAAAGGGCAAUGACGAUCAGCGAGAGUCGCGUGGCUAGGGACUACUUCAAAAACAUAGACGACAGAAAAGUAUCCGAAAAGGAUACAAAAUCAAACCAUGCUUAA